CGCAGAGGAAGGAGGACCCAGAGCAGACAAAAAGCUAUUACACAGCCUCUGAGCACACACCCACCUACACACACACACACACACACACACACACACCUGUGACUCCAGCACAGUGUUCAGACCAGUACAGAGGAGGACCUUGGCCUGUCCAGAGGCACAAUUAAAACCCCAAACUCCCUGCCGGCAUCUCAGAAGUCAGUUGACUUUGACUCCAGGAAAAUGCAUUUUCGAGAGUAAAGGGAGUGAGCUGAGCCUGGCCCAGAGAGAUAAAGCAAGGAUCAUCUGACAUCUUCUUCAGUUCACAGACAGUUCAGAAGUUAAAGACAGACCAGGAGGAGAAAAGAACAGGCCAAGGAAGACUCAACAGAGGAGAGAGUGGGCAUUCAUUUCUGACGAUGGAACAGAUUUGGCACAUGCAGGUCUCCCCCCAGGACACUGCUGGAGAUCUGAAAAAGAAGGUGUCAGUCACUAGCCAGCCAGAGUGCUCCAUCUGCUACAACUACUACGACAAUGUCUUCAAAACACCCAAGCUGCUGGAGUGCACCCACACCUUCUGUCUGGAGUGCCUCUCCCGCCUCAUGGCUGUCUCUCUGGCUGACCAGGACGAUAACAGCGGCAGCACUCGCCUCUCCUGUCCCUUCUGCCGUCACCCCACCAUGCUGCCUGAGGAGGGACCCCCUGCUCUGACAACCAGCCGCGAGGUCCUCUGCAAGCUGCCCAGCCACCAGCAGCACGAAGAGCCAGUGUGGCUGGAGGGGGAGAAGCUGUGCUAUAAGAGCUCAGGGCAGGACGCCAGCUCGGGCGCCCCUGACAGUCCAUCAGCCUUCUGCAUCUGCAUUGAUAUUGGAGCGAGUAAGGCAGUGGAUGCUCCGAUCCAGACCCAGAGCCAGACCCGGACUUUUGGCCUGCUGGACCGGCUAUCAGACUGGAAGAGGAUGGUGCUCUUCAUCGUGCUCAUGGUGCUGCUUAUUGUAGUUGUGUUGUGGCCACUGCAGUGUGUAUUCAGCACUGGGAACAUGCGCUGUAUGCGAGAACCUAUCCACUCAAACCCAACUACGCCCCCAACAACUACCACUCAUCUCAACCUGUUCACCAGGCAAACUGGUCUGACAGAUUAAACUUAUAGACUGACUGGACUUCACUGGAACUAUAUUGUUUAUGACACAUUUGACACUGUACAUUCUUUGUGCAUAACUGCACUUUCGCUAAGUGCACAUUGACACACACAACUGUGAAAACCUCAGAUGUCUAACUUGCAACAGAACCACAGAUGUUAAAGCCUCUAUGUGUAGGCUUUUAAGAUGUCUGAGUUUAGUGCCCCCGGCAGUGGUUUCAACAAAAGAGAGACUGUGGUGGACCCCGCCAAGGGAUGGAGAUGAAGGAGCUGGAAGCAAUACCGACAGCACCAAUUUUCACUUGAAUUUUGUGUUAUUGUGUCAUAUGCCAUCAGACUUAUUAGAAUUAGGUUGAAUUUCAAAAUAAGAAUCACAUGAAAAUUUAACCCAUAGCAGCUUCAACUGUUCAUACAAGCUUGCAAAGACACAAAUGCCACCAAAGAGUGGAGGGAGAUGAACUGUGAUGAACACUUCAAUUGUGUCCAGUGACACAAACACAGAAUACACAUUUUUGCACUUAAAUCAACACCUGUAGUUUUAAAUUACAUCAGAAUUUUGUGUCUAACUGGUUUGAAUGAAUUUGUUGUCAUUUUCGGACAUUUGGCAGAGUAUCAGAUAACAGAGGACAUGAGUGGGUUGAUUUGUGCAAAUCAUUAAGCAAUAAGGAGGAAACUCGCCGCUGUAUCCAAGCCAAACAGUGACGUAUAAAAUACUGAUGUGAACUUUGCUUUGCAAACAUCUGGUUGGCUAAAAAACACUUCAGUUGAGUUCUAGUAAGAAAACAAGGUCUGCAACAGAAGAAAAUGAAUGUAAACCCAAUGUGCCAACUACGAACUCAAACUUUAUAUAAUGUACAUUUGAUUUGUGUGUUUUGAUACGUCCUUGUUUACAGAACUGUAAUAAAAAGAUCCUGUUUCUGGGAAAGAACAAA
This is a messenger RNA of Epinephelus moara (kelp grouper), 2046 nucleotides long. Its product is annotated as RING finger protein 223. The coding region runs from base 396 to 1118 and encodes 240 amino acids. The transcript has 2 exons. Gene Ontology annotation, molecular function: ubiquitin protein ligase activity. Lineage: Eukaryota; Metazoa; Chordata; Actinopteri; Perciformes; Serranidae. The record is from RefSeq and is a predicted model, not a curated record. Gene Ontology annotation, biological process: protein ubiquitination.